Molecule: messenger RNA, 1326 nt
Organism: Malus domestica (apple)
Lineage: Eukaryota; Viridiplantae; Streptophyta; Magnoliopsida; Rosales; Rosaceae
Source: RefSeq, a predicted model, not a curated record
UGGAUUGUGGGAAGAACGGUCAUUUGAUGGUGGAAACAUUUCUCUCUCUCUCUCUCUCUCUCCCUCCUUCCCUCUCUUCUUCCAUAACUUGCAGGUUGAGAAAAGGGCUGUUGAGCUUUGGUGCUAUCAGACGGAUCCGAACCUGCUCACGCAAAUCGCAGAAAAGUGAGAACUUCUCUUCGUGGCUUCUUCGCGCUCAGUGUAAUUGGAAUACGCGAUCCUCAUUAGCUCAAUACCCCGCAUUUUUGUCUACUGAACCUUUUGAUAUUGGACCGCAGAGAUGGCAGAGGAGAGUCACAAGGUUAUUCUAAAUGUAUAUGACCUGAGCCAAGGAUUAGCUAGGCAAAUGUCCAUGGCUGUCUUGGGGAAAGCCAUCGAGGGCAUAUGGCACACGGGAUUGGUGGUUUAUGGUAAUGAGUACUAUUUUGGGGGAGGCAUAAAACAUGCUCCUGCUGGGUCAACGGCAUAUGGGACACCAAUAAAGGUGGUAGAUUUGGGUGUCACACAUGUGCCCAAGGAUGUCUUUGAGAUAUAUUUGCAGGGGAUCAGUCCCCGGUAUACUGUGGAAACCUAUCGUUUGCUUACUCACAAUUGCAACAACUUUAGCAAUGAGGUCGCUCAAUUUUUGGUGGGUGCAACCAUUCCGGACUAUAUUUUGCAGCUUCCUAAUGAAGUUAUGGGCAGUCCAAUGGGAGCUCCUAUUAUGCCCAUGAUACAGAAUCUGGAAGCAACGUUGAAAAGUGGUGCUGCUCCUCAAGCUCCACAAUUCCGGCCUGCUUCCGUGGUGCAACCAACAACUAAUGCUGCGAAACCCAUGAGUACUUCGAGCAAAGAGACUGGUGAUAAGUCGAAAUCUGGAGUGCAGCAGCUCACCAAGUCGGAAGAGCGGGGAGCAUCAGGGAGUGCGGUUAAACCUCCCAACAGAGUUGUAGAUCCUCUCGGGGAUGCUCGCAGUAAGGUGCAAGAGGAGAUCUCUGCUGAGUUUGCUGCAAUCAUGGCAAGUGGAACACUGCGUGCAAGCGAGGCUGCAGCCCUUGCAACGAGAAAAGUGAUGCAGAGAUAUGGUCAUGCAGGUUCCACGAUGUCACAGAGUUAAAGGGUUUGCGUUGUUUUGAGUACGUAGACCCCUCCGAUGGAUGACCGAUGGAUGAUCAAACGGUUUUGAUAUUUUUUAUUGAAUAAUUAUUGAUCUUGUAGCGUUCAUUCGUGGCUUUGUUGUUUCGAAAUCUUAAUGAUUACUUGUAGACAUAUACUUUGUCCUCAGAAGGGGAUCAUUUGGAUUUGGAGUAAUUUGGAAUUGAAUGGCCUUAGUUAACUGUUAUGUGC